UGCUAAAUGUGUAACCCUCGCUUUAUACACUACGAGUACACGACAUGAUGUCUACGGUUCCCACAGACAACUUAUCGGAUGGUCCAUAUUUUCCCAUUCCGUCACCAUACAGCCGAUUAUGCAGUUUGUGUUUGAUCCCAUCGUUUUUCACAACCAUAACGUGUACAUUGCUCUUUAUUGAUAUUUUGUGUACAUUGUAGUUUAUGUAAUAAUGGACGAUAAUUAUCUUCAGUGAAUCACUGCGAUACUGUAUAUAGUGUCCAGUCCCAUCUGUAGUUAAUAACCUGAAUGCUUAUUGAGUUCGGAUGAGACAUACAAACUGUUAAUAUUUCGAAAGUUUCAACACGUGUGCAAUUAUUAAUACUAAUAACACCCAAAUGUCAUGUUCAUACAGAUGAAAUAAAUAUUUUAUUUGAUCGACGCAGCGUUUGGUCACUUCAUUGUACAGCCCUAUCCAGUCUCAUAACCUAAUUAAUCUUAUCGAUCAGAGCACAGAGCGCCCAUUGGGUAUCGAGUGAUUAACGUACUUUAAUCAUAAUAUUAUUUUACUUAUUUGUCUUCCGUAUGCACGACUGGCAAGCUAAAGACAGUAGUAAUUUUGGAUCCGAUUGUACCGACCAGUUUCUCAACCUAACCUUAAACCGUGUUAAAAGUAUCUGAGUACUGUCUGCAGAGUAUCGGUCGUUGAGAGAAGCCAAAGUGCUGAAGCGUUAAACAUGUCGCGAUUCCUUGUUCAAAGAGCCUCGCUCUUGGUUAAUUCGUUCAAAAAUGUAUCACGGGUGUUUCUUAUCCCUGUGAGGAAUUUGAACCUUCUUGAAUAUCAGAGUAAAUUACUACUAAGAGACAGCGGUGUGUCUGUACAAAAUUUCGCUAUAGUCGACGACUUGAAAUAUGCCCCAGAAGUCUUAAACAAAUUCAAUGCGGCUGAAUACGUGGUAAAGGCUCAAAUUCUGGCAGGAGGGAGGGGUAAAGGUCACUUUGAUAAUGGAUUCAAGGGUGGUGUACACAUCACUAAAGAACACGAGAAGCUUCUGGAAAUUGUAAAGAACAUGUUGGGGCAUCGUUUAAUAACAAAACAGACGCCCAAGGAUGGGAUUGUGGUGAAUAAAGUGAUGGUUGCCGAAUCGGUUGACAUCGUGAAGGAGACAUACGUUUGUAUUUUAAUGGAUAGGCAGCAUAACGGUCCGGUAUUGAUAGCCUCUCCAGCAGGUGGAAUGGACAUUGAAGCGGUUGCUGAAAAAACACCGGAUUUAAUAAAGACCAUACCACUUGACAUUUACGAGGGAAUUACAGAGAGCAUUGCCAAAGAAGUAGCAAAUUUCUUAGGUUUUGGAGAUAAGUUGUUGCUGGAUAAAACUGUUGCUGAAUUGAGGAAUUUGUGGAAGUUGUUUGUUGACAUAGAUGCGCUGCAGAUCGAGAUAAAUCCUUUGGUAGAAACCAAGGAUAAGCAAAUCAUCGCUGUUGAUGCUAAAAUAUCGUUUGACGACAACGCUCAGUACAGGCAGCAAGACAUAUUCUCUUUGGACGACGCUGGCGAAGAUGAUCCGAGAGAAGUAGAGGCGUCGAAGUUCAGCUUGAAUUACAUCGGAAUGGACGGAAAUAUUGGAUGCCUUGUUAACGGAGCUGGGCUAGCCAUGGCAACUAUGGAUAUAAUUAAGUUAAACGGGGGAACGCCAGCUAAUUUCUUGGACGUUGGAGGUAGCGUUAAGGAAGAUCAAGUAUAUCAAGCUUUCCGAAUUCUCACUGAAGAUGCCAAGGUGGAAGCUAUUCUUGUCAACGUUUUCGGCGGUAUAGUAAACUGCGCAACGAUAGCCAAUGGAAUUGUGGGAGCGGCUCGUAAUCUUGGCUUGAAAAUUCCACUUGUAGUCAGAUUGGAAGGUACGAAUGUUAUGGAAGCCAGAAAAAUACUUGCGGAAUCUGGGUUACCGAUUCUUUCAGCUUCCGAUCUGGAUGAGGCUGCUAAAAAAGCCGUCGCGGCGAUAAGACAAUAGGCAUAGCCGUCCACCAUCGACGUUUAUCGAUAAAUUUCCUUGUUCAAGACUGUGUAACUUGUACCUUUGCUCAAUUAUAGUAACAUUUCACGUGAUGUACAAUGCCGUAGCUGUACAUACCUGUAAUAAAAUUAUACCAUGAAUGAUAUAUGUCGGUGUUUACGAAGUUGUAAGUGGUGUAAGAAUCAAAGAAGAGAGUGGAAAAGUUUUAUAAUUAGUAGAGGAGUGUGAAUACUGAUAGUAGUCGUUAAUCUAUUCAGAAUUUUCCAUUGGAUGCUGAUAUAGAAGCAAUGAUUUAUACUGUAAAUGCAUUUUUAUUGAAAUAAAGUUUGCUUGAAAAUGA
Neodiprion fabricii is the source of this 2334-nucleotide messenger RNA. It is a transcript of the gene ScsbetaG, whose product is annotated as succinate--CoA ligase [GDP-forming] subunit beta, mitochondrial. The record is from RefSeq and is a predicted model, not a curated record. Gene Ontology annotation, cellular component: succinate-CoA ligase complex; mitochondrion. Gene Ontology annotation, molecular function: succinate-CoA ligase (GDP-forming) activity; ATP binding. NCBI's taxonomy places the organism in Eukaryota, Metazoa, Arthropoda, Insecta, Hymenoptera, Diprionidae. The transcript is spliced from 6 exons. Gene Ontology annotation, biological process: tricarboxylic acid cycle; succinyl-CoA metabolic process. Bases 717 to 1991 code for a protein of 424 amino acids.